AUGCUUGAGCCACUCGCAAUCGACGCUACUGGCGAAACCGUGUCGGAGCAACGCUGUCACACGUCAUGCUCCUGCGUGGAACAUGACUCCCGUAACUCGCGCUCUGGCCGGUGCUUCUGGGUAGGCGCCGACUUGGUUCUGCCCUACGCCUUCGGCAUCCUGGGCAUCGCCACCUCCGCAGUAUUCGUGGUCUUCCUGUUCCUCCACAUGCUGGCCCGCAUGAAAGCACCGGCGCUGCUCAUCGCGCACGCCCGCGCCUCGCACUUCGACCUUGUCGCUCAGCACUUCGACAUCCGCCUCGAGACCGACCUGUCGUCCACCUUCUCCGGCCACCUGAACCUCCACGUAACCUGUCACCACGCGAGCCAUCUUGUCGCGCUUGUUUCUAGAAACCUGACGAUCAGCGAAGUAAGCGUGCGACCACGCGCGGGUUACGUCAGGGAAUCAGAGGUGGCCGUGCCGGUUGGUUCGCAAGCGCCUUUCACCACAUUCAAGCUCAACUGGGAUCUCGUGCCUUCAGCUGAUUACCUCUUGUCCGCACACUUCUCCGGAGGGCUUCACCACGGGGAUCAUCGGAGGUGGCCGCCCGGGAUGUACCGCGAAGUUGGCGACUCGUACACGACGGUGACCUCCUACGUCGACCAGUUGCACGUUGCCGCUUUCUUCCCGACAGUACAGAGCUCUUUGCUGAAGUCAACCUUUAGCUUGUCCGUGCUUAAGCCAAACGCGAGUGUCGCUGUGCUCUCGAGCUGGGAUCUAUUGAGGGACGCCCAAGGGCAAGACGGUCAGACUUACUGCGUCUUCCAGAAGACGCCUCCGAUCUCACUCCAUCAGGUCGCCGUAGCCGUCACCACCCUGCCCAAGAUAACAGACGGCUUCACCACGCUACACGCUCACGCGGUAAACAUGCCACGGCUUCAGCACUUGCUCGAGUUCUGCACUAGCGUCGUUGAAAUGGCGGCGGAGGCCACCGGAAUAUCUUUUCCGAACAAGGCACUGGACGUGCUGGCUCUCCACAGGUUUCCCCGCGCUUGCCACUCCACCUGGAAACUCGUCGUAGUCAGGACCGGAACGUUCAGGGCGAAGGCCACCGGGCACACCAACCUGGGCCGGCCUUACUUGCGCUUGACCAUAGAACUACUGAGCACGUGGUUCGGGAACAUGGUUACCGUAGGGAUGUGGCUAGACAGAGGCCUAGCCGUCCUUUAUGCCAUCAAAGUUCUUAAGCUGGCCAAACCUCAGUGGCUCCUGGACGACAUACUUCACCUUUAUCGAUUCGUUGCGCUGUCCAGCGUCGACCUCGGCCCGACGCAUGAGAAAGUAUUGUACGACUACGAGGUGCCGAUCGCAGCUGUCUCCCUCCUGGCCAUGUUUCGUUCCGCUGUCGGCCAGGACCACUUCAAAACGGCCACUACCAAUUUCCUUAAGAAGGCACAGCGUGAUGACGUUGCUGAGCAAGACUUCUGGGACAGCCUCAAGGCUUCAAGUUCGACAGAAGCUAUGGCUAAUUACACGUCCGUCUGGAGACAACACUCGGGUUACCCGCUCCUUAAGGUCGUCCGAGAAGACGCCGAGACAGUUCACGUCGUGCAGGAGCCGUUCUGCGGAUUGAACUGCCCCAAUUCCAGGAGUCGCGCCGGCACAGCCGACCAGCAGCGGUCAUCACCAGCAACAACAUGGCCAAUACCUAUUACGCUUGUCUACGCUAGCGAACCUCAAAAAUUUGACGUGACAGCCGUUGUGUGGAUGGUUACUCCCGAGAUGACGUUGAAAGCUCCCAACGCUCACUUCGACGACUGGGUGCUGCUGAAUGCAGGCAACGAGGGUCUCUACAGAGUCGACUACGAGGAUUCCAACUGGAGCAAUCUCAUUCGUCAACUGCGGAACGACAGCUCAGUCAUCCCCGCAGCGAACAGGGCGCAGAUUAUCGAUAACCUGUUUCAUCUGGCUCUCGCCGGUUACAGGACCUUCCAGAUGUUCUUCGCAUCGCUGGUCUACCUGGAGAAAGAACGCGAGACGCUUCCGUGGACGCACUUCGUGCGGCUCGCGCGGGCUCUGCCGCACGCGGCGGUCGCGAAUAACCGCACCGCGUGGUCCGCGUUGAACCGGCGCAUCUGCAAGGGGAUCGUGUCGGACCUUGGCUCGGCCGCCAAUGAGCCGGCCAUGCCGCUUGCCAGGAGCGACUUCAAGUACGACGUGCUGCAGUACUGCUGCCAGUUUGGCCACGAGAAGUGUCCCGCACUCUUCUUCAUGCGCCGUCACAACCCUUAUCAAAAGACGGACGACGGCGGCGUCUUCCUCGAGCGUCCGUGA
This is a messenger RNA of Dermacentor andersoni, 2313 nucleotides long. Its product is annotated as aminopeptidase N-like. The record is from RefSeq and is a predicted model, not a curated record. Gene Ontology annotation, molecular function: metalloaminopeptidase activity; peptide binding; zinc ion binding. Gene Ontology annotation, cellular component: cytoplasm; membrane. NCBI's taxonomy places the organism in Eukaryota, Metazoa, Arthropoda, Arachnida, Ixodida, Ixodidae. Gene Ontology annotation, biological process: peptide catabolic process; proteolysis.